Messenger RNA from Striga hermonthica, 498 nucleotides. The record is from the annotation of a GenBank genome assembly. NCBI's taxonomy places the organism in Eukaryota, Viridiplantae, Streptophyta, Magnoliopsida, Lamiales, Orobanchaceae.
AUGUUGAUUGUGGCAAACUUGUUGUUGUUUGGAAGGUUUAAUUGGGGGCUUAACGUCAGAAAGAAAUGCGAAAGGGUACUGAAGCUUCUGGAGAAGGGCCCGCUUCUUAAGGAAGAACGGGAGAAAGCCCGGAAAAUUUCAAGAGGGAUUCAAGGGUUCGGAAGCUUCUGCUCGAGAAAUUGUUUGCCUCAGGACGCACUCAAGGAACCAUCAUUUGCUAGGUCUUACUCCGAGUCCAACCAUCAUCAACAAGACUUGUUUCCGGCUCAAACAGAAAAGCCAUUGAAUUUGGAAAACUCGAAAAGUGUUGAUACCAAAGAAAGUUUGGGCACGGACAAUAGUGUUCUCCGGAGAGAAACGAGUGCAGGAAGCACAAAUCAGCCCUUGUUGGGAGAGAAGAAAAACAAUUACCCAGCCAAAGUCCCGGUUAGCAAUACUCAUCCUUUCGAUGACCAACUGACGGCAAUCUCACUGCUGUCUGCAGCAGAUGAGAAUUGA